Molecule: messenger RNA, 444 nt
Organism: Adineta steineri
Lineage: Eukaryota; Metazoa; Rotifera; Eurotatoria; Adinetida; Adinetidae
Source: the annotation of a GenBank genome assembly
AUGUCAAAAGUUAGUCCGAAUUAUAUAAUAACACAACCAGAAAAUGAUGAUAUUCUCAAUAGUUUUGGUAUAAUGGGAAAUGAAAAUUUCUUACAUAAAUGGACAGUUGAACAAAGAAAUUGUGGAUCUACAACGACUUAUCAUACGACAUUGAGUGAUGCACGUUUACUUAUACGAACGGAGAAAAGAAAAUGUUGUAUGAAACAUCAUAUGAAUGUUUCGAUUAUUCUACAAGAUAUAGCUGGAAUACGUGAAUCAAGAAAUACUCGUCAUUGUUGUUGUUUCUUAUGUACAUGUUGUGGACGUUGUUGUCGUACUCCAAGAUUAUUUGAAGUACGAGGUAUAUUUGGUUCACAUCAGUUUAUUAUACCAAAAGAGGAUGUGUUAUUUUUACAAUAUGAAAUUUCAGUCAAAGCUGCAAAUCAUAAACUAAUUAGUCAUUAA